CCAUAGCCCACUUUAUUUGCCGCAUUGUUUCCUAGGGUUAGGAUUGUUUGGGUUUAAAAUUCGCUCAGUGCGAUAGCUGUUGUUUCCCUCUUGUCUUCGCCUCCAAAUCUCUCAAAACCUUCAUUACAUUCCACUCACUCCGAACAACCUCCCUCCACCAACAUGGGGAAAACACGUGGUAUGGGAGCUGGGCGCAAGCUGAGGACCCACCGCAGGAGGCAGAGGUGGGCUGAUAAGGCAUACAAGAAGUCUAACCUUGGAAAUGAAUGGAAGAAGCCAUUUGCCGGUUCUUCCCAUGCUAAAGGAAUUGUCCUUGAGAAGAUAGGUAUCGAGGCUAAGCAGCCGAACUCUGCCAUCCGAAAGUGUGCUAGAGUUCAAUUGAUCAAAAACGGCAAGAAGAUUGCUGCUUUUGUUCCAAAUGAUGGUUGCUUAAACUACAUUGAAGAGAAUGAUGAGGUGUUGAUUGCUGGAUUUGGACGAAAGGGUCAUGCGGUUGGUGAUAUUCCUGGUGUUAGAUUCAAGGUUGUGAAGGUGUCUGGUGUUUCACUCUUGGCACUCUUCAAAGAGAAAAAAGAGAAGCCUAGAUCUUAAGUUUGCAAUGAGGAAAAGAUGGCUUUCAUGAUCUUUCUAUAGUUUUACUUAAAACUGAGAGCAUUCUGUUGCCUGGUAGCUUUUCUGGACUUUUGUUUAUUUUCUGGCUAUUAUUGUAUUGAAUUUUUGGUGUCAUCGUUUGAUCAAAAAGAUUUUGGUGCUUUA
Molecule: messenger RNA, 756 nt
Organism: Gossypium raimondii (Peruvian cotton)
Lineage: Eukaryota; Viridiplantae; Streptophyta; Magnoliopsida; Malvales; Malvaceae
Product: 40S ribosomal protein S23
Exons: 4
Coding region: 163-591 (142 amino acids)
Biological process (GO): translation
Cellular component (GO): cytosolic small ribosomal subunit; ribosome
Molecular function (GO): structural constituent of ribosome
Source: RefSeq, a predicted model, not a curated record